This is a messenger RNA of Spinacia oleracea (spinach), 1646 nucleotides long. Its product is annotated as GDSL esterase/lipase At3g27950. Lineage: Eukaryota; Viridiplantae; Streptophyta; Magnoliopsida; Caryophyllales; Amaranthaceae. Gene Ontology annotation, molecular function: hydrolase activity, acting on ester bonds. Bases 310 to 1527 code for a protein of 405 amino acids. The transcript is spliced from 6 exons. The record is from RefSeq and is a predicted model, not a curated record.
UAUCACCUAAAACUUUGUGCAAAGUUAAGUGUAACAACUAAUCUGCCCUUCACAACUCUCCCCUUGUUUACUCCACCUGAGAUUGCAUCUUGUAAAUUAAGCUUAAACUAGACGACUUUUAUCAUUGAUAUCAGGCUAUCAGCAAUAAGAUCCCGAAAUCACUUUAAAAUCUCACUUUUGAAUUUCAAGCAAAGGAUGUAUCAUGUAUGACAACUGAAGAUAGCUCUUCUUUGCUGGGGUUUUGCUAAAGAUUUACAUUGAGUGUUACAUGUUUGAUGAAAUGCCUGAAAGAGGAAAGACUUUACUGUGAUGAUGAAUUGGUCGAAUCCUGUUAGUAGGAGUUUUAACUCUACCUGGGGACUAAAAACCCGUCUCCGAGUAGUGGUGAUUGGGGUUGUUGUAAUUAUUGGGUUUAUACUACUUAUAUCUCUUGGACCGCGAAGCAAAAGGGCACUCGGGUUAUCAGAAGAAUGUCGAAUUCCUGCCAUUUACAACUUUGGUGACUCAAAUUCUGAUACAGGUUGUGUUUCGGCUGCAUUUAGACGUGUUCCAUAUCCGAAUGGUAUCUCCUUUUUCGGCAAACCUUCUGGGAGGUACUGUGAUGGGAGGCUGAUCAUUGAUUUUAUUGCUGAGAAGUUAGGGUUGCCUUUUUUGAGUGCAUAUUUGGAUGCACUUCAAGCCAACUUUCAGCAUGGCGCAGAUUUUGCUGCUAGUGGGACUACAAUCCAACAUGUCAAUGGGGAGCUGUUUGGAAGUGGUCUUAAUCCUCUUUCCCUUGAUGUACAGCUUUUGCAGUUUGAAGGCUUAAAAGAACGGACUAGUGAGCUAUAUGCUCAAGGUUAUAAAAUAAAAUACCGCUUGUCAAGACUUGAAGACUUCUCAAAGGCUCUAUAUACGUUUGAUAUUGGGCAAAAUGACAUUCAUCAUGCAUUAACAACUACGACAGAGGAUGAAGCUCGUAAAUCUAUUCCUGAUCUUGUAUAUCAGUUCCCGUUCGCAAUAAAGAAACUUCACGAGUUAGGAGCAAGGACAUUUUGGAUACAUAACACUGGCCCUAUCGGUUGCUUGCCAUAUUUACUGUUGAAAUAUCCUCCCAAUCCCGGAAAUGUUGAUGAAGCCGGUUGUGUGAAGUCUUACAAUGAGGUAGCAAAAGAGUUCAACAGGCAGCUCAAGAACAAGAUUUCUGAACUGCGGACUCAACUACAGAAUUCUCUUCUUGUAUAUGUUGACAUUUACUCAGCUAAAUACUCUCUUGUUACUGAAUCAAAGAAAUAUGGUUUUGUUGAUCCGCUUGGUUACUGUUGCAAGCAUGUUGGUAAUUCUAGCUUGCAUUGUUGGAACAAAGAAAAAAAGAACGGGGUUGCAGUUUAUGCAACCCCGUGUAAUAAUCCAUCAGAAUACAUAAGUUGGGAUAGCAUACAUUAUACGGACGCUGCCAAUCGAUGGGUUGCAAACCGGAUUUCAGAUGGAUCUCUCGCUGAUCCUCCUCUACCCUUCUCUAAAUUAUGUAAAAAGUCUGCCCUUUGAACUGUAUUACUGGAGAAUGACCUGAUUUGUAUUAUGCUGCAUUUACAUUCAAUCCCCUUUUCACAUUUUCAUGUUAUACAUCAUAUUUUUAUGGAAAUUUUUUGAAUUUAACCCGUUAA